GAACAACUGUGAUAACUACACAUCCGUAAUAUCGCCUACGCAUAACAACAACGGUAACGGCAAUUCAUCCUCGUCACCUUUGUCAUCGUCCCCCUACAAUUCACAACUGAUACAAAUGCCACAUUUUGGUUUAGGAGGUGGUCCCGGCAUGGCGAACAAUGCAUAUGCACAGACACCGCCAAGUCCACCUUUACAUCAUGCCGGCGGUGGUGGUGGCGGCAAUGGUGGUCUAAUGCCACCCAGUCCUCCACAUCAUCCUGGCCACAAUCCCCACCAACAGCAGCAACAACAACAGCAGCAGCAACAUCACCCUCAUCUGGCCAUGAUUCCAAGGGGUAUGGGUAAUCCUGGCGGUGGUGGUGGAGGAUCAAUAAUGUCAACAGGACUGAAUACAUCGGUAAAUUCAAUAUCAUCUGCCACAUCAUUUCGAUCGCACAUUGAGGAGAAGAAACUAACCCGCGAUGCAAUGGAACGUUAUAUGAGGGAGCGAAAUGAUAUGGUCAUUGUAAUAUUACAUGCGAAGGUUGCCCAAAAAUCCUAUGGUAAUGAGAAACGUUUCUUCUGUCCACCGCCUUGCAUUUAUUUAUUUGGCAGUGGCUGGCGUCGACGUUACGAAGAAAUGCUGCAGAAGGGCGAGGGUGAACAGGGCGCCCAACUAUGUGCCUUUAUUGGCAUUGGAAGUGCCGACCAGGAUAUGCAACAGCUGGACCUAAAUGGCAAACAGUAUUGUGCAGCGAAAACGUUAUUCAUAUCCGAUUCGGACAAACGCAAACAUUUUAUGCUCUCGGUGAAGAUGUUCUAUGGGAAUGGCCAUGACAUUGGUGUCUUCAAUUCGAAACGUAUCAAAGUGAUCUCAAAACCUUCCAAGAAGAAACAAUCUCUGAAAAAUGCCGAUCUUUGUAUAGCCAGCGGUACAAAUGUGGCACUAUUCAAUCGCCUGAGAUCACAAACGGUAUCGACGCGUUACCUACAUGUUGAGAAUGGUCAUUUUCAUGCCUCGUCGACGCAAUGGGGUGCAUUUACAAUACAUCUGUUGGAUGAUAAUGAAUCCGAAUCGGAAGAAUUUCAAGUUCGUGAUGGCUAUAUACAUUAUGGUGCUACAGUGAAGCUGGUAUGUUCGGUGACGGGAAUGGCCCUGCCACGUCUAAUAAUACGUAAAGUUGAUAAACAAAUGGCCUUAUUGGAGGCCGAUGAUCCCGUUUCACAACUGCACAAAUGUGCAUUCUAUAUGAAGGAUACGGAUCGUAUGUAUUUGUGUUUGUCGCAAGAGAAGAUCAUACAGUUUCAAGCCACACCAUGUCCCAAGGAACCGAAUAAGGAGAUGAUAAAUGAUGGUGCCUGUUGGACAAUUAUAUCAACGGAUAAAGCCGAAUAUCAAUUCUAUGAAGGAAUGGGUCCCGUUUCUUCUCCUGUCACACCUGUACCCAUAGUAAAUUCCCUGAAUCUCAAUGGUGGUGGCGAUGUUGCUAUGUUAGAACUGAGUGGUGACAAUUUCACACCCCAUUUACAAGUUUGGUUUGGCGAUGUUGAGGCUGAAACAAUGUAUCGUUGCACAGAAACACUUCUGUGUGUGGUGCCAGAAAUAUCACAAUUUCGUGGUGAAUGGUUGUGGGUUCGACAUCCUACUCAAGUGCCUAUAUCAUUAGUACGUAACGAUGGUAUCAUUUAUGCAACGGGUCUAACGUUCACAUACACCCCCGAGCCAGGACCUCGGCCGCAUUGUACACAGGCUGAUGAUGUUAUGCGUUCGUCGCGACUCAACAACAACAAUAUAACCACAAUGAGUAAUAAUAACAGCAGUAGUAAUGUAGUUUCAGCCCAUUCACCCGGUGAGUCUGGCUUAAAUGCCAACAAUAAUCACAUGCAGCAGCAACAACAACAACAGCAGGCAUUACCCUCUAUGUCGGAAGUGCAAUGGAAUACUCACGGCGGCGGAUUAUCCUGAGUGCUGGCCAGUGUUUUUGGUUGGCAUUACAAAAUAGUUUUGUAACCCUUAAACGAAGUUUAUUUGCUUCAAUAUUUAUUUGAAAUUAUUGUCGCGUU
Messenger RNA from Musca vetustissima, 2043 nucleotides. RefSeq names its product suppressor of hairless protein (gene Su(H)). Gene Ontology annotation, biological process: regulation of transcription by RNA polymerase II. Gene Ontology annotation, cellular component: nucleus. The transcript is spliced from 4 exons. Lineage: Eukaryota; Metazoa; Arthropoda; Insecta; Diptera; Muscidae. Gene Ontology annotation, molecular function: DNA-binding transcription activator activity, RNA polymerase II-specific; RNA polymerase II cis-regulatory region sequence-specific DNA binding. Bases 116 to 1945 code for a protein of 609 amino acids. The record is from RefSeq and is a predicted model, not a curated record.